UUACGAUCAAAAUGUUCAUUAGAAUCACGACUAUUUUGUUGAUCUUUUUGUUCCCGUAGAAUCGAUAGAAAUUUUGUAAUUUUCAGCCCAGAAAGUACGAAAGAGGAUGGUAGAUGAAGAAAUAGAAUUUCCUGUGAGAUGGCGGAAAAGUUCAAAGAGAAGACCUCAAAGUGCUAGGGAGCAAAGAAAAUCAAAUGCUGUCACAAAACUUGGGGAUACAUCAAACUUCCAAACGUCAAAGUCCGCAGGGAGACUUAAGACCAAGCAGAUCCUCCGUCAAAAUUCGUCAGCUAUUCGCACCGACACUUCUGGUGCUGCCAUUCAAACCAUUAACAACAUACUCAACGGUAUAACCGAGUCUGUUAACAGACUGACAGAGCUGCAGUACACCGCACCUGAUAAAACGCAAUCAGGUCACUUCCAUACCGUCAAGUUAUCCAGAAAGACCUCGGAGGUUGAACGAGUGCUAAAACCGCCUGUGGUCAAGAUCAGAAGCCUGAGGAAGAAGGUCAAGGCUCUGUCCUCGAAACUGUCCCCCAUAACCUCAUCCUGGUCGAACUUGUCGCUCAAGUAUAGCGGCCGGAUGUCAGGGAAGGUGAGCGACAAGAAGGUCCAGAAGGAGAAGACGACGACGGUCGAGAGGAUGAAUACCGAGACGGUGGACGCGUCUAGCUCCGCGCCGGUCAAGAAGAAGCUGAAGCCCUACACCAAGACCCACGUGGAUCGACACUACGGAAACGUCCCGGGCAAACCUUUCGAGUUUUCCCCCCAUAAGCUGGUGGAGAUAUACCAUAACAACGCGGCCAAGGAGAGCGAUUCGGAGGAGGAGAAGAAUAGGUCGAAAAUUCACGUGAAGGUGAAAUCCGACGGCGUUCCCCACAUCAAAAUCCCUUGUCACGAUUGCGGCGACUGCAAGGAGACGAAGAAUUGCAACCAUCUGCGCGAGGAGAGCUACGAGGAGCCAAACGCGCCCCGCGCCUUCUACGCCAACAAGAGCUACGAGCUGCCCACCAUAGCGUCGAAGAUGAAGCAGGCCGUCAAGCUCGACUUUAACAUGUUCAACUUCAAGGCCAUCCCCUUCUGUCCCGUGUCCUCGACCACCCCGAGUCACAACAUCGGCAUCAACAUACAGCAGGUCAUGAGCAUCAUCAAGACGCGUCAGCCGGUCCAGGGGAUCUCCCCCACCCUGGCGCACAACAUCAACCUGGCCGCGGAGAAGCUGAACCACGACCCCCUGACCUCCUUCGUGUCCAGUAUGACGUCCAAGAUGGGUUACGGAAGAUCCGUCUGUCCACUGAACAAAUACUCCCUCAACUACCGCCAUCUGGAGGAAAUGGCGCGAACUGUACCGGAAGAGGCGACGGACGAGUGCGACGUUGGCAACGACGUGGGCGGUCCGUCCGGAGACAUGCAAGCGAGGGCUCCCCCAGGGCCCAGUCAGUGGACCACCGACAAUAACAAGAGGAACUGCACCUGCGCGCCGGCUACCGGGGUGGAUUUUCAUCAAGUCUACAAUAAGUACCGUAACCAACCCUCGUCUUUCGACAAUAAGAAUCAUUACCCCCGUCAUCCGCCCAACACGGCCAAGUCUUUCGUCUGCAACGAAUCGAUGUCCAGGAGGAUGAGGCCGACCAGCUGCGUGGACGGACGCCUCCAACAGGCCGAGACUGUCUACAUGCAGGACAACGUCUGCUCGGGCACGCCGCUCAACGGCAAAGAGAAGAACCUCAAGGACGUGUUGAUGAACUUGCACGACGAUUUCGACGCCAUGAACAAGAGAUACGAAACCUUAUCGAACCAGGUGGCCGCUGGGGAGGGGUCAAAGGAGGCGGUGGACGAGCUGCAAGAGUUGGAGUCGCAGCUCAACAAGAAAGAAGAAGAAAUAACCAUCGUUAUGACCCUCUACAAGGAGGUACUGGCGCUGAAGCAGCAGGUGAAAGAGCUGACCAGACGUAGCGCGGAGAAUAACGCAUUCAGGCAGUAUAGGCCUGAAGAUUACAGCUCGAAAACUGCUCAGCACAUCACGAAACUGCUGCAGCAGAUUCAGCAGUAUCAUACUUAUUAUAGGAAUGGACAAAAUGGUUAUCUCAAUAUGUAGGAUAGGUAGUGUGUCAUAAUAUGUGAAAUAAAAUUGUUUAGAGGAAAA
This is a messenger RNA of Coccinella septempunctata (seven-spotted ladybird), 2146 nucleotides long. RefSeq lists its product as uncharacterized. The transcript has 8 exons. Bases 107 to 2098 code for a protein of 663 amino acids. The record is from RefSeq and is a predicted model, not a curated record. Lineage: Eukaryota; Metazoa; Arthropoda; Insecta; Coleoptera; Coccinellidae.